Olea europaea var. sylvestris is the source of this 783-nucleotide messenger RNA. RefSeq lists its product as uncharacterized. The transcript is spliced from 2 exons. Lineage: Eukaryota; Viridiplantae; Streptophyta; Magnoliopsida; Lamiales; Oleaceae. The coding region runs from base 1 to 783 and encodes 260 amino acids. The record is from RefSeq and is a predicted model, not a curated record.
AUGCCCAGCUAUGCUAAAUUCUUGAAGGAGAUCCUGUCUAACAAAAGAAAGCUGGAAGAACAUGAGAUAGUCUGCCUGAACGAGGAGUGCAGUGCAAUUCUAUUGAAAAAGCUAUCUCCUAAACUAAAAGACCUAGGGAGUUUCACGAUAUCUUGCACAAUUAGUUCUAAUUAUUUUGAACAUUCUUUAUGCGAUUUAGGUGCCAGUGUUAAUUUAAUGCCUCUCUCUAUUUACAUGUCUCUUGGAUUGGGAAAAGCAAAAUCUACAACAAUCUCAUUGCAACUGGUUGACAGAUCAAUCAAACGAUCCAAGGGGAUUAUUGAAGAUGAGGAUUCAAACAUCCCUCUAAUCUUGGAAAGACCCUUCUUGGCUACUGGAAGAGCGCUAAUUAAUGUUUACGAUGGAAAGAUGAUUCUUCAGGUGGACAAUGAGCAAAUCAUAUUCAACAUGCUCAAAACGAUGAAACAUCCAUUGACAUCAGACACUUGUUGCCAAGUAGAUGUUCUUGAAGAACUUGUGGUAAAUACAUUUGAAACAGAGCAUCAGACAGUUCUUUGUGAAGUAGAAAUUGCACAAUCGGGAGCAAGAAGUGCAGAAAAAACUGAAUGUGUUAUCAACUUGGCCAAGCAACCAAUAGGAAGAAGACAUUGGCAAUAUGAAUAUCUUGGUGACAACCCUUCACCCCCAGUACCUUCAGUAGAAAAGGCACCCACUCUUAAACUAAAGCCCUUGCCUUUACACUCCGUUAUACAUAUUUGGGAGAAUCUACAACACUUUCGGUAA